This is a messenger RNA of Mycena citricolor, 1792 nucleotides long. The record is from the annotation of a GenBank genome assembly. NCBI's taxonomy places the organism in Eukaryota, Fungi, Basidiomycota, Agaricomycetes, Agaricales, Mycenaceae.
UGAUAAUCCAUCUCGACACUUCAAGUUCUCGUUCUUGGACUCUCCAAAAGUUAGACCUGUUUGCACUUAGACGCAUGCUUCAAAGACUAUUAUACUAGCCCUUGGGGCCCUCAUGCAAUCCACGAGUGGCUCUCGUGUCCGUCCAUCGCAUGCUUAAGGCGUGGCAUGGACUAUUUCUGCGAGCCUGGAGCAAGAUCGACCUUACUUGCCGCACGCCUCUGUCUGUGACUUCUUCUCCUCUGCUUCCGGCCCAGCUUGAAUCAUGCCACUAUUCAAAUAUCGCCGCUUCCCCCUUCGCAAAGCCCGGAAGUCCCAGAGCAAUGCAGCGAGCACAUCGCUGCAAGACGAGCUAAAAUGUUUGGUGGAGUCGGUCUCAGACCCUGCAGACAAGAAGGCAUUUGAGCUAGAGAUGCGAUCCUUUUCAGACCUGUUCUCGCGAUUUCUAGCAGAGAAGUCCGAGGGCAAACAACUGCAAUGGGAUGAGGUCCAACCAGCAACACCCCUCGGAAAGCUGGCUGUGCUGAAAGUGAACGGUGGCUUGGGCACAACGAUGGGAAUGAACGGCGCGAAGAGCGCCUUGGAGGUCAAAGGGGGGAUGACCUUUCUCGACUUGACCGUCAAGCAAAUUGAGCACCUCAAUGCGACGUACAACGCGGAUGUCCCUCUGAUCCUGAUGACUUCGUUCGCCACGCACGACGACACGCUUCGGAUUGUCAGGAAAUACUCACAGCACAAGCUACGCAUCACGACGUUCAACCAGUCCCGAUACCCCCGCCUUCUCAAAGACUCGUUGCUCCCAUGCGCAAAGACUGCCGUCGAUGACAAAGCGGGAUGGUAUCCCCCGGGCCAUGGAGAUUUGUAUAUCGCUCUCAAGCAGUCUGGGAUCCUCGACAAACUGAUCGCCGACGGAAUCGAAUACCUCUUCGUCUCCAACUCAGACAAUCUGGGGGCCGUGGUCGAUCAGCGGAUCUUCAAGCAGAUGAUCGAUAGCAAGGCUGAAUUCCUGAUGGAAGUCACCGAAAAGACCAAAGCCGAUAUCAAGGGCGGAACGCUUGUGAGCUACAGAGAUUCCAUCCGGCUGCUCGAGCUUGCGCAAGUGCCGCCGCAGUACGUCGAUGACUUCCGGUCUGUGCGCAAAUUCCAGAUCUUUAACACCAACAACCUUUGGAUCAAUCUGCACGCUUUGAAGUGUGUCAUGGACGGUGGUGGCAUGCACCUGGACGUGAUCGCGAACUCCAAAAUCAAUGAACGUGGAGAGGCCGUUCUGCAGGUACUGAAUCAGCUUGGCCGAUCAUCGAAGGCAUCCAGAUUGACCAAUGGCAUCUCCUCCCAGCUCGAAACAGCUGCAGGUGCCGCAAUCCAGCACUUCCAGAACGCAUACGGAAUCCGCGUGCCCCGCUCUCGAUUCCUCCCCGUCAAGAACUGCUCGGAUCUCCUGCUGAUCAAGAGCAACAUGUACUCGAUCGAGCACGGCCAGCUCGUUCCGAACCCUGACCGGCAGUUCUCUGCCACGCCAGUGAUCAAAUUGGGGGAUCACUGCAAGAAGAUCCAACAAUUUCAUAGAAGAUUCAAGAGGAUUCCCGACAUGCUCGAUUUGGACCAUCUCACAGUCUCCGGAGACGUGUAUUUUGGACGUGACACCACCCUGCGAGGAACCGUGAUAGUCGUCGCACACGAAGGGCAGCGGAUUGAUAUCCCCGAUGGCUGCAUUCUCGAAAAUCGAUUGUUGUCGGGAAAUCUGACCAUGGUGGCAAGUCCCUUCCAUUCACGUUGCUUUUACGACAGCCGGUGA